This is a messenger RNA of Stegodyphus dumicola, 2726 nucleotides long. RefSeq names its product putative RNA-binding protein EEED8.10. Gene Ontology annotation, molecular function: RNA binding; protein binding. The record is from RefSeq and is a predicted model, not a curated record. Gene Ontology annotation, biological process: SCF-dependent proteasomal ubiquitin-dependent protein catabolic process. Lineage: Eukaryota; Metazoa; Arthropoda; Arachnida; Araneae; Eresidae. Gene Ontology annotation, cellular component: SCF ubiquitin ligase complex.
GAAUUGUCCGCUGUUGGAUGGAAGAAGUGUAGUGUAAAUUGUUCUUGUUGUUGUUAAAUUUUAAAUUUAUAUUGAAUUGUUGGUUGUUACAAUGAUUUCAGUGUUUAAAAAAUAAGUGCUUAAAUGUACCGUAUACUUCAAAUCUGAAACUGUAAUGAAAUCACAUAUAUUAGUCUCCAUUAGCAAAAGUGAAAAGGUGUGUACAAAAUAAUGAAGACAAAAUAAUCAAAAUUACAGUCGGAAAAUGUUGGGCUUUCGUUUUAGUUAUCUUUAUAAACUUCAUACAGAAUCAUUUAUGGGUUUCAAUGCAGUAAGCCUUCCUGGAAAUCCACCAGGGGCAUUUUAUCGAUCAAGUUUACCUGCCACUCCAGUGUCGACACCAAUCAGAGAAAAUGGACGGUUUUCAGAGCAAGCCCUUCGAGAGAGGCUCUGCCGGACUCCGUCACCAAGGAAGUGCAGACUGUUUGAGUCCAGGGUUUCUGAACCAGAUAUUGGGUUCAAUGUAUUUAAUUCUGGGCUUCAGCUGUCCUCCCCUGAUGAUGAAAUUGACGAAGAAGCACCAGCAUGUUUUUCAACUGCUCGUCCCAGCCUUGAAAGUCGCUUAGAACGAUUAGAACAAGAAAGGGAGACACCUUCAAAUAGCUUAAAACGAAGAAUUUUUGUUGGAAAUAUUCCUUUAAGGGUUAGUAAAAAGGAACUGAAAGAUUUUUUUUCUAAAUUUGGUAAAGUUACAGAUUGUCUCAUAGUUCAGGACCACAUCAAAAGGAAGUCUCGGGGGUAUGGUUUUGUAAUAUUUUCAAAUCUCGUUGAUGCUGAGAAAGCUAGAAAUGCACCUCUUCCUGAAUUAGAAUUACAUGGGAGAGUUCUUAGAGUUUUUCCUGCUGAACAAAGAAAGUCUGAACAGUACAAAAGAGAUGCCCGGGAAAUUUUAUUUCAACAGUUUUCUGAAAAUGAAUCAAACCAAGAAGAGCAAGAGGGAAUUGAUGAUGUAUCUAUUCCUAAAAGUAGCAGCUUGCAAAACAUAAAUGAAAUGAAUGAUGAUAUGUUGCUGUUAAUUUUCUCAUAUCUAGGAUUACAAGACAGAGUAAAAUUAGAAUGUGUAUGUAAGAAAUGGAGAAAGCUUGUUUUGGAAUUAUGGAGAAGUCAACAUGGUUUGAAAUUUUCAAAAUGUCUUUUGCAUCUGGGAAGGAAAACCAACUGUUGGAUUUUUGAAUCACUGACAAAUGGCAUUUUGUUAUCUUUGUUAAAAAAGUGUGAUGGCAAUUUGAAAAAAUUAGAUUUGUCAACUGCUUCUCACACAUUGGAUUAUAAAGCUGUUGAGAUAAUAGCCCAGUAUUGUCCUAACUUGGAAUUCAUUAAUUUAUCUGGGGUAAAAGUAACAAAUGUUUCGCUACAGCAGUUGGCUAUAAAAUGUCCAAAGCUAAAGCAUGUUAUCUUACAAAGGUGUUUUGAAGUAGGUGAAAAAGGUAUGUAUUUCAAUAAUUUAAAUAUAUUAUUUCAGAAUAUGGUGCUUUUGCAUCUUUGUAAGAAACUAGAAUGCAUUGACUUAACAGGAAAUCCUAGAAUCACAGGGCAGUGUUUUCACAUGGCUGGCUCUAAUCUUCAGACUUGUGUUCUAAAUAAAUGUUCAAAGUUUAGUCCUAUGGGAUUUACAAAACUUGCAACGAGGUGUCGCCAGUUAACAGCUUUAUAUUUAAAUGAUUGUUUUCAGCUCUCAGAUCGUGCACUUGAAUUAUUAUGCCAGAGUUUAAGAAAUAUGAAAAUACUAUAUGUUGGAGGAAUAUUUACAGAUUUAACAUCAAGUGGCUUGCAUCAUAUUGGGCGUUUAUCUAGUCUUGAAGAUCUGUGCUUGGCUCACAAUCAAAAUAUUGAUGAUGAUGUCAUAUAUGCAAUUAGUAGAGGUUGUAAAAAGCUCAGGUAUUUGGAUCUAAGUGGUUGCACUGAAAUUAGUGAUUAUUCUCUAACUUCUUUAUCCAGCUGCUAUAAUUUACGGACACUGCACAUCAAUUAUUUAGACAGGAUAACUGAUGAAGGACUCUCAUCCAUUUCUAGACAAGGUACAUUAGAAACAGUUUAUCUUCGAGGUUGCCCUAAUAUUGGAGAUCAAGGUUUGUUAACUUUAGUACUUCUUUGCCCAUACCUCCAACUACUUGAUGUCAGUGGCUGUCAACAUGUUACCAAUGUUACAGUGACUGCUUGUCUAGACUCUGUUCAGGCCCGUUCUUCCGGGAAAAAGUUACUGCUAGUAACUGGAGGCACAAGUAUAAACCUGGAUGCAUUAGAGUUGAAUUCACCUCUGUUGGAAGUCUCCAGGAAUAAUUAUUGCAUUAACAGUUUAAGGCCUGACAGACUGGAUUAUCUUGAUCUUGAAAGCGAUGAAGAUGAUGAUGCAACUGUCGGAAAAGAUCAAGGAGUUACACCUGGAGAUGGUGAAAACAAAGAGCCAACUGAAGAAAUAGCAUUUGCCCCAAGUGAUAUCAAUGUGGAGUGGUCUGAGAUAUUUGAAUCUCCAUUAUGAAAAUGGCAGCUGAAUUUGUACAAGUUUUUUUUAAAUAUUUUUUGUAUGAUCCAUUUACUUCAGAUUUAGGAGAGUAAAGCAGAUGCAUAUAUUGUAUAUUAGUGUUCAUUAUGAAAUGCAGAGCAUUUAUAUUAAGUUCCUGUUCAUUGUUAUGGUGACUGUAGAAAGUCCCAGAAUAUUUUAAUUUUGAAUAAAUUAUAUUUUGUUA